GGCUGGCUCCGGGAGGCUGGAGCUGCCCGGGAUCCGCUCCGCGGCCUCCGCCGCCCGCCCUGCGGCCUGAGCCUCCGCCGCCAUCGCCACCGCCAUCACCGCCAUCACCGCCAUCGCCAUCGGGAGCUUUUUGGCCGCCGUCCGCGCCGUAGGAAAUAAAGGCCCGAAUGCGGAAGUGCCGCGCUCAUUUCCGGUUGGAGCAACCGAAGCCGGGCUGGAACCAUGCCUCGCAAGAUUGAGGAGAUCAAGGAUUUCCUGCUGACGGCGCGGAGGAAGGACGCCAAGUCUGUCAAGAUCAAGAAGAACAAGGACAAUGUGAAGUUCAAGGUGCGCUGCAGCCGGUACCUCUACACCCUGGUCAUCACCGACAAGGAGAAGGCUGAGAAGCUGAAGCAGUCACUGCCCCCAGGUCUGGCCGUGAAGGAGCUGAAGUGAGCCGGGAUCAGCUGGGUACCUGUUGGAUUCUCUGUGUUUGUUAAAAUAAAUAAAAAACUGUUCGAAAUGUCA
Molecule: messenger RNA, 507 nt
Organism: Poecile atricapillus (Black-capped chickadee)
Lineage: Eukaryota; Metazoa; Chordata; Aves; Passeriformes; Paridae
Gene: RPL38
Product: ribosomal protein L38
Exons: 5
Coding region: 223-435 (70 amino acids)
Biological process (GO): translation; protein-RNA complex assembly
Cellular component (GO): ribosome; cytosolic large ribosomal subunit
Molecular function (GO): structural constituent of ribosome
Source: RefSeq, a predicted model, not a curated record